AUGGCAGCGAAAUCCGAUGGUCGCGGGGUCGUCACCGGUUUCGCCCAGCUGCACAACCUGGACGAGGUGGUGGGGACCGGAGAGGACGACACUCGGAACGGCAGCUCAUUCCACAUCUGUCAUUGCUGCAACACCUCGUCGUGCUACUGGGGCUGCCGCAGCGCCUGCCUGCAUUACCUCCGGGGGAAGGGGAAGGGGAAGGGGAGAGAUGCGGCGCGGCCACCGCAGGAGGAGCGCCUCUGGCUGGACUGCCUGUGGAUCAUCCUGGCGCUGCUGGUCUUUUUCUGGGACGUGGGGACCGAUUUGUGGCUGGCCAUCGACUAUUACCACAAGCAGGACUUCCUGUGGUCAGGCCUGACCCUGUUCUUCGUGCUGGUGCCCUCGGUGCUGGUCCAGAUCCUGAGCUUCAGGUGGUUUGUGCAGGAUUACACAGGAGGCGGACUGGGCUCCGUGGAGGGGCUGAGUAGUCGAAGAGCUACAGUCGGUCUGCAAAGAGACAGGUGCUGCCGCCUCUCUGUCUGGGUCUGGCAGAGCAUCAUACACAUCUUUCAGUUAGGACAAGUAUGGAGGUACAUCCGCACCAUGUACCUCGGUAUACAAAGUCACCGGCAGAAGGAGAACCAGCGGCGUUUUUACUGGGCUAUGAUGUACGAGUAUGCCGAUGUCAACAUGCUGCGACUGCUGGAGACCUUCUUAGAAAGCGCCCCUCAGCUGGUGCUGCAGCUCUGCAUCAUGAUCCAGAGCAACAAGGCUGAGUGGCUGCAGUGUGUAUCUGCCAUGUCCUCCCUCCUGUCCCUGGCCUGGGUGCUAGCUUCUUACCACAAACUCCUGCGUGAUUCGCGUGACGACAAGAAGAGCAUGAGUUACCGAGGUGCUCUGGUGCAUCUCUUCUGGCGCCUUUUUACCAUCUUCUCACGGGUGCUCUCCCUUGCCCUAUUUGCCUCUGUUUUCCACAUCUACUUUGGCAUUUUUGUGGUGCUCCACUGGUGUGCCAUGGCUUUCUGGGUCAUCCAUGGCGGCACCGACUUCUGCAUGUCCAAGUGGGAGGAGGUACUGUUCAACAUGGUGGUGGGCGUGGUCUAUGUCUUCUGUUGGUUCAAUGUACGUGAGGGCCGGACACGGUACAGAAUGGUGGCCUAUUACACAGUAGUACUGUUAGAGAAUGCCAUUCUCAGCUCCCUUUGGUAUGCGUACCGUGACCCAGCCACCACUGACGCCUAUGCCUCUUUUGCCCUCUGUGGCGUCUUCCUGUGCUUUGCCUCAGGUGUGGCCUGUAUGGUUCUGUAUUAUGGGGUGCUACACCCCAUGGGCCCCCGGCUGAGGGUGCUGGCCAGCUCCUGCUGUGCUGAGCUGCUGUGGGGCCUUCCGUUACCCCCCGAGGCCGAGCCCAUGGCUCCCACUCCAGGCCCCCGUGGCUCUCAGGCCACCCCCACACGGGGUCUGGCAGGAGAGUAUCUGGAGUCAGAUGAAACACCCACGGACACCUGCCUUCCGGUUUUCCAGGUGAGGUCCACAGAGCCUGUGGAUGCAGCUGGCAGGCCCAUCCGGCCUGAGGGUCCUCUCAUCAAGAUAGACAUGCCCAGAAAACGCUACCCAGCCUGGGAUGCACACUUUGUGGAUCGCCGCCUGCGCAGGACCAUAAAUGUGCUGCAGUACAUUAGCCCUAAUGCGGUGGGCAUCAGGUAUAGGGAUGGUCCGCUUCUUUAUGAACUCCUGCAGUACGAAUCCUCCCUCUGAAGGCAUCUUCUCCCACAGCUCUGUCACCUCCUCAUAACCACAAUGCACAUGUGUUUCCUUUCUUUCAUUCUGCUCUUCCUCCUCUCCAGAUAUUAUCUCUUUCCAUUUGACACUCAACUCUCUCCUUCCCUCCUCUCUGAUCAUUCAGUUUUUCUGCAGGAGAUGUGUGUUUUGUCCACUGAAAAUCUGUCAAGACAGUCUAAACACACAGUCAUGAUUUAUUUUUGGAAAAAACAUACAGUGCAGAGAGAAAAUUAUGAACCUACAAUAUCUUAUGUGAUAUAUACAGGAGUCUCAUAUAAAUCCCUCUACAUUGAUAGAGGAGGGUUCUGUAUGAGUGUGUAGAUAACAUAUGAAUGUUUCAUUAUGAAAUGUGUUUAAUGCAUUAUACUGUAUUGGUGAUUCAACCUGUGAAUACUUGUGAAGGGCAUAUUGUAUGUCCCUGUGACAUGGUACUGGCGCAAAGCCUGAUGGGAAUGAUGGAGGAGAGUCUCAGAGGGUGCAGGUCUUUGCACAUCCUAACAUUUACUGCCAUUCUUUAUGUAAAUCUUUGAAAUGUAUGAUAAUGUUUACCAAGUCCUUAGCCCAUGAGUUAAAAAGCACUGAAAUGUAUAACAUGAUACUAUUACAGGAAGGACACAAUCAAAUGUGUGUCUCAGAGAAGCAAUUCAAAAUGGAUCUGUGAGCUUACGUGGCUCAAGUGUAUCCUGGCUGUACUAUUUCUGUUCAAAAUCCUAAAUCGUAAUCGCAUCAUGUAUGGAAGAAAAAAGAAGCACACUGACCUUCAAUCAGUUCCACCCACAUAUUCAAUUUUUACAGUGCAGACUGCCCUCCAGUGGAGGCAAGCUGUAACAGCACGCCUUACUUGGUCAUUUCUGCAGUUGUGACAGCACAAAAUAUUAAGAUAAGCACCUGAAGUGAAAAAACAUAAUGAAAGUAAUGUAGAAUGUAGUUGAAAUGAGCACAACGUUUUCUAAAUUGGUGGAUAGAAAAUCAUAGUUAAAAAAAACAUUCCAAAGACUUUUUUUUAAAGAUUGUAGGUGUUUAGUAAAGGUUAGAAGGGUACAAAUGUGUGUUAACACACACUUUUUUUUGAAGUGAAGUGAAAGACAGCCUUCAAAGAAUCCUCCACCAUUCCCUUCUGAAUCCUAGAAAGUACUCCCUUAUCCAACCUCCCUAUUUUGUUUAUUAUCUAAAAAAUGUUUUAGGUUGAUUAAUAUAUGCUUAUUGGGUGCAAAGACUUGUAAUAAGUUCUUGAAAAAAAGAUGACAAAUCUGAGAAGAUAUUUCUAUGCUAUUAUACUUCAGUGCGUAUUUGUGUCCACAUUUAUAGUCAUUGACAUAACUAUAUUUUGCCAGAACACACACUUUUUUACAUAACAAAAAAAUGUUGUGCAGUGCAGUGUUAAAAGGUAUACUCCUCAACAUCAGUGUGCCCUCAAAGAAGCUGUGCUCUUACAUGGGUGUACAGGGCUUCUGUUCUGGCACCUACUAGCGCAGUUGAAACAAAGCCAAAUCGCAUCUUACAGUACUGUCUUUCAAAUUUGUCUGCCCCCUUGAACCAGUAGAGUGAGUCCUUGCAAAAUGUGUGCCAUCUAUAGGCCUGCUGUGCAGCAAUUAUACUCUGAUAUACAUCUCCCUGCUGAACCUGCGGGAGCUCUCCACCACAGAUAGCCACAGGAUGACCACUCAUGACAAACAUAAAAUAAAAUGAAAAAAACAUGCCUUCUAAGUCAAAGGAGCUUGACUAAAAUUUCAAGCGAGGGCUACUGAACAAUUCAUGAGAAAAAUGAAUGCAUUUCAUACUCCAAUUUUAUCUAUUUACUCAAUGAUUCAUCUGAAUAUAUAAUGUGUGUUUUUUACAUUGCAGUGUUUGGCAUGAGUUUAGUAUGAGGCAUUAGUACAAAUGCACCCAACAAGGGAUGCCCAAGAGUCCUACACAAAGCAGAGAUUCCUUUCUCCUGGCUCACUGGCUUUCUGCUUAGCUGUGGCCACUUGUGCCUGCUAACAUCGUACUGUAAAAGGCAGAUGCCACGUAAGUCCAGGCCAAAGGUGAGAGGGGGUUUUUGCCAGGGUUGGAAAAGAACAUGAGGACAGAUCGUGGUAAAGGGCCUGACUGGAGUAUGGUGGAUGAUUCGCUGUAUGCCUGUGUGAGAACGAUGAGUGUUUACCUCUCAGCACGUACCGUACAACCUACAGUAUGUAUUAGGGGCUCAAAGUAUGCUUGUAUGGUGGUGUGUACGCAUGCUUGUCUGUGUGUAUCCACAGCCCCUUUCCCACAGUUCUGUCCUCUCGCCGAUUGUUCGACUCCAUCCUUGGUUGCUGCUCCGCCCUCUUCCCCAUCUCUGCAGUGCUGGGCCUUGGUACCCUCCAGUGAAACACUCUCACACUCUCUGGUAACUGAACAACGGGGUUGAGGCUGAACAACUGGAGAUCCUGACAUGAGAACAUGCAAUGAGGUACACUGCCAUAACCAAGAGCUUCAACAUCCAGGGUCUGCCACCCUUCAGCUUGAAAGCGAUGUUCAGCCCUGAGUAAUUGAGAACUGUUGGGUCAGCUAGGGUGGAGCAAACAUCCAACUCACCAUAUGUAUAGAUAAUACAUGAGUAUGCAAACAACCAACUUGUUCAUUGUUUACCAUAGUAGCCAGAGUAGUCCCUCUCUGUUGUAGUGAAUGAACAGCCAUGUUAAUAGUUAGUCAGUGAAUGAAUAAUGAAUAAGUAUUAAUCAAAAGAAAAAAAAAACCUAAGCAAAACAGCCAAUACAGGGGUUCCUCAGGACCAACAAACAAGACCACUGAACCAGCUGACUCAGGGGUGUCUCAAUGCAGUUCUCAUCCCCAGGCAUGUCCUCAAGGGUCUCCAUUUUUUCCUUAACAUAUUGCAUCCUGGACCACUCCGCGGCUGGGAUCGUACCACUAAAUUAUGGUUUGCACAUUUUUGUUUUCUUGGGAAUGAUUACUCAUUCUUAUUAUUGGGGGUGGGGGUGGGUAGGGGCAGUUUUUUGUGGU
Messenger RNA from Morone saxatilis (striped sea-bass), 4746 nucleotides. RefSeq names its product XK, Kell blood group complex subunit-related family, member 6b (gene xkr6b). The transcript is spliced from 3 exons. The record is from RefSeq and is a predicted model, not a curated record. Lineage: Eukaryota; Metazoa; Chordata; Actinopteri; Moronidae. Gene Ontology annotation, cellular component: plasma membrane. The coding region runs from base 1 to 1737 and encodes 578 amino acids. Gene Ontology annotation, biological process: engulfment of apoptotic cell; apoptotic process involved in development; phosphatidylserine exposure on apoptotic cell surface.